UGGGGGUGAGGAGGAAGAUGCGAUGGAGGAGGGAUGGCAAAAAUAAUGAAGGGAGGGGGGAGCAAGAGAGAGAAAGAGAGAGAAGAGAGAGCGGCAACAACACAGUCACAUCUGGAAGUUAUUGAGAAGAGAAAGAGAGAGAACUGCAUUGUAAUAGAAAAGAGGGAGAAAGGAUAGGGAUGUAGGGAUGUAGGGAUAGAUGUAGGGAUAGACUUAUUAGAUGUAUCAACUGAGUUAAAGAUUUAAGGGAGGACAGUUUAUCUAAAGGUUGACAAGAAUUCUACAGUGGACAGAGAGAAAGGAAUUGAGGAAAAGAAAGAGCGAGCGCCAGAAACUGGAAUUCUAUCCUAAGAACAAUCCAUACCGAGAGGGGAGGACGACAAAGAGGGGAAACUCAAAUGUAGCUUUUUAAUCUGGAGGACCGUUUAAAACAGAACAAAGGGGACUGAAUCCAAACAUAUGUCAUUGAGUUGAAAUAAAAUCAACUCAACAAAGAAGAAGAGCCAAGAGAACAAAAGAGGAUUCCCUAGCCUGGAAUUUUUCUACUUAUUUGUUUGUAUAUCAAGCCUGUGGAGCCAACCGUCAGACAGGAUGUCAGCCUCUCGGAGGUGCCUGUGCUGCGUGAAAUACCUCAUGUUCGUCUUCAACCUCAUCUUCUGGCUGGGAGGGUGUGGCCUGUUUGGAGUGGGAGUGUGGCUAUCAUUCACCCAGUCCGAGUUCUCCUCCCUCCCGCUGUCUUUUCCCUCACUCUCCGCAGCAAACCUACUUCUGGUCGCUGGAGGCGUCACCAUGGUGACAGGCUUCCUGGGUUGCCUUGGUGCCCUGAAGGAGCAGCGCUGCCUGCUGAUGACGUUCUUUGUAAUCCUUUUGCUCCUGGUCUUGACAGAGGUGACUCUAACCCUGGUCCUCCAUAUCUUUCACAAAGAGCUGGACACGAAAGCGCAGAAUGAGUUAAAGGAGGGGAUGAAGGGUUACUUGACAGACGAAGGACUGAAGAAGUCAUGGGACAAUGUGCAGAAAAUGUUCAAGUGCUGCGGCGUCACCAACAAAACAGAUUGGUACCUCGUGGUCAAUGGAACGCUCCCCUUUUCCUGCUGCUCCGGUGGGAUGGACCAAUGUGUUGAAGAAUGGAUCGAGCCAUGUUAUCAGAAGGCCAGACAGUGGCUCCUGGACAACAUCCCCUCUGUCCUGGUGUUUGGAGUCUGCAUUGGUAUUGUCCAGAUCCUGGCCCUGAUUUUCUCCCUGCUGAUGUACUGCCAGAUCCUCCGUGCUGAGAAGUACCUGGACUGAUCUGGGACUGGUCCGUGAAGGACAAGAGGCUGAAUGAGAGACUCCCUAGCUGGCACAGAGUUCAUGUAACGUUCCCUUAAGGUUUUCCUUCGGUUAUUUGAAAAAUAACUUCCCCACAACGAUGUGGGAACUAAAAAGUGUUAGCUGGGUCCUGAAUGUGAGAUAACAGCUGCUUGGAAUGGUUUUUCAGAACAUUAAAUCCAGAUCAUCCGUGUGUUCAAUUCUGUUAAGUUUGAAGUAAAUGUAUUUUAAAUGAGCACACACAUUUGAAGGGUUGUUUUCAUCUGGAUUGAUUGUUCUUAGAACACUGCAUUAAAAACCAUGGGGCACAUUCCAGGUCAUCUUCAUUGCAGUCAUGUUGCUCAGAUCAACGCCUGGAGAAGUGUAAUGAAAUUGUCUUUUAGAGAUCUGAUCUGCACAACACGACAGCAAUACAGCCAUGUAGUUAUCCUGUAUAAGGAAUAAGAUUAUUAGUAACUAUUGGGGACUACAUGCUGCUUGUUACUUUUACUAUUAGGCGAUACAAAUUAUAUUGUUUAGUUGUGGAAAUGUAAAGUGCUUGCUCUGAUGCCCAUGGACAAGCAGUGGGAUUUGCCCCAAAGAAACAGUUACAGUAUUCUGUUCAACUGCAGCAUCUUUUAACCAGAAGUCGAAACUAUAUGUUUAAAAGUGAGCCUUAUCAAAAGCAAAUAAAAAUGUAAAUCCAUUGUAAUUUGUA
Messenger RNA from Oncorhynchus mykiss (rainbow trout), 2008 nucleotides. RefSeq names its product tetraspanin 4b (gene tspan4b). The record is from RefSeq and is a predicted model, not a curated record. NCBI's taxonomy places the organism in Eukaryota, Metazoa, Chordata, Actinopteri, Salmoniformes, Salmonidae. Gene Ontology annotation, cellular component: plasma membrane.